ACAUAAGCGCUACUGCAGCUACGUUCUGGCCUGUAUCCAAAGCUUACCCAAUGAUGCACCAGUCGGCUAAACAUUUAACAAUACUGACCGGUCGAUCACAGCCGUUCAUGAGAUAAUUAUACUGUACACUAGACGUUGUCGAUAGCGCUGAGCUGCCUCGGAGAUCCUUCCAACAUCCAUGAUGCUGUAUUCCCUCCUCAUACUCUUCCCCAUAUCUAUCUUCAUCUCCCGCCGCAUGGUGAGACUAGUGCGCAAUUACAUCUCAGCGCGCAAAUAUGGUCUUCCCAUCAUCAUUAUCCCCGUGUCCUUCGAAGACGCAUGGUGGAUCGUUCUCCGACCCCUCUUCUCGUUCAUUCCCCGUCUCCCCUUCAAUCUUGGACACUGGUACCUUUAUACCACGAUGGGCUGGACAACCGAGGACGGCAACCGCAGCCUAUUGAAGUACGGCGAAAACUUUGUGUUGUGUUCUCCCACGAGCAACGUACUAGUAACUUCGGAACAAGGUAUUGUGGAAACGGUGUUUGGUAGUCACGGGAAGUGGGCGAAACAACAAGAUCAGAGCAGGUUGUUUGCCUUUUACGGGGAGAAUGUUAGCUCUACGCAUGGGGAUGUGUGGAGGAGGCAUAGAAAGAUUACGGCUUCGGCUUUUAAUGAGAGCACGAUGUGGAGUGUGUGGGAUGAGGCGACUCGACGAGCGGGCGAGCUGAGUCUCGUAGAUGCAGAUGUGGAAGGAGGAAAUGGGUUGACGCUAGCAAUGGUUCGGAGCAAGUUUGAUCUGCUGGCGAUGCAGAUCCUCUCCGUUGUGGGCUUUGGACAAAACACGGAUUUAACAGAAAGACCGACAGGUCAUCAGGAAUCGUUGAUGGAGUGUCUGGGCUUCAUUCUCCAGCACAUUAUUCUCACGGUUGUUUUCAAUUCGCUGAAGGCACCGGACUUCUUGCUACCGGGUUCACUGCGCCGGUUGAAAGUCUCGAUCAAAAAACUUGGGCUGUACAUGAAGGAAUCCGUGCUGCAGCAUGUGCAGUCAGCAAAAUCGAAGCCUGUGCAUGGUUCGAAGGCGCUUAGUCUGCUAGAGUCGAUGGUCAGAGCAAACGAGGCAAGCAAGCAAGAGCAGAAGACCGGCGGACCGAGAUCUUACCUGAGCGACUCUGAACUCUACGGCAACAUCUUUGUGUUUAACGUCGCCGGAUACGAAACGACAGCUUCAUCCUUCAUCUUCGCCUUGUCGUACCUAGCCGCGCAUCCAGACAUGCAGGACUGGGCUGUCGAGGAGAUUGACCGAUACUACGACCACGAUGCAAACAUCAUACCCGAUUACGCAGAGACAUACCCGAAGCUCGUCCGCUGCCUUGCAAUCAUGCAUGAAACACUGCGUCUUGCAACCCCUGCUCCAAUGCUCGUUCGUUAUCCAUAUGUACCCACUGAAGUCCUAGUCACAACGAAGACAGGCGCACGAACUGUCACCGUGGAGCCUGACACUUUGGUUGGCUUUAACACCACCGGUGCGCAUCUCUCGCCGCGCUGGGGUCCUGAUGCCCUUUCGUUCAAUCCGAAGCGCUUUAUACUCCCAUCUUCUUCUGGCGAGGAAGAACUAGUGGUCCCUGAGGGACCGCUGUACGCGCCUUUUAUGAUGGGGCCGCGUGUGUGUCCCGGGAAGAAGUUCAGCCAGGUUGAGUUUGUGGCAGUGCUUGCAAGGGUUUUGAUGGAUUGGCGUGUUGAGGUCGUGAGGGGAGUGGGCGAGAGCGAGGAACAUGCGAGGUUGAGGUUGAUGAGUGUGGUAGAGGAGAAAAAGUUCAACGUCAGUGCGCAUUUGAAGAGGCCUGAGGAUGCUCGUGUAAGAUUUGUAAGGCAGGGAAAGUUUGGAAAGUGAGAGGUGUCUUAUGAGACGUGGGAAUUUGUGAUGCCAACUUCGAUAAGGUUUCAGCUUCGAUGUCUAUCUGUAGCGUUUACUCGUAAUAUUUAAUCUUAACACCCUU
This is a messenger RNA of Cucurbitaria berberidis CBS 394.84, 1976 nucleotides long. Its product is annotated as putative cytochrome P450. Bases 179 to 1870 code for a protein of 563 amino acids. The record is from RefSeq and is a predicted model, not a curated record. Gene Ontology annotation, molecular function: iron ion binding; heme binding; monooxygenase activity. Lineage: Eukaryota; Fungi; Ascomycota; Dothideomycetes; Pleosporales; Cucurbitariaceae. The transcript has 2 exons.